AUGUCGCAGUUUGUUUCCCAGGACCCUGGUGCUCGUGAGCACGACCUCGGCUUUGCCAAGGGCGAUGUCAAGGACGGCUUCACUGCCCGUCCCUCCCGCUCCGACGAUGGCGCUGCCGACAACAUGCUCGAGUCUCUGGGUUACAAGCCCGAGCUCGAGCGCAACCGCUCGACUCUCCAGGUCGCCUUCAUGUCCUUCGUUCUCGCAUCCAUUCCCUACGGUCUGGCUACCACGAUGCUUUACCCCCUUGCUGGCGGUGGCCCCGUCAACAUCAUUUGGGGUUGGCUCGGCGUGUCUCUGAUCAUCAUCUGUGUCGCUGCGUCGCUCGGUGAAAUCACCAGUGUUUAUCCUACUGCCGGAGGUGUCUACUACCAGGCCUUCAUGCUCGCUUCUCCCAGAUGGCGCCGCGCAGCCUCUUGGGUUUGCGGCUGGCUCUACGUCGUUGGAAACAUUACCAUCACUCUCGCUGUGAACUUCGGAACUGCGCUCUUCUUCGUCGCGUGCAUCAACGUGUUUGAAUCGGAGCCCGGUGUCGGUGUCCUUGCUGGCGAGCCGUACCAGGUUUUCCUCAUUUUCCUGGGUCUGACUCUGCUUUGCAACGCCGUCUCCUCGCUCGGCAACCGCUGGCUGCCUAUCCUUGAUACCGCUGCCAUUUUCUGGACCUUCGCCGGUGUCUUCGCCAUUAUCAUCUCCGUCCUCGUCAUUGCCAAGAACGGCCGCCAUGAUGCCAAAUACGUCUUCACCCACUUCGAGGCCAACUCUGGCUGGCCCGAGGGCUGGUCUUUCAUGGUCGGCCUUCUGCACGCCGGAUACGCCACCUCGUCCACGGGCAUGGUCAUCUCCAUGUGCGAAGAGGUCAAGAACCCCUCGAAGCAGGUCCCUAAGGCUCUCGUCUUCACCGUCUGCCUCAACACUCUUGCCGGUCUCCUCUUCCUGAUCCCCCUUGUCUUCGUCCUCCCCGACAUCACCAUGCUCAUCAACCUCGCUUCCGGCCAGCCCGUCCCCACCAUCAUCAAGGAGGCCAUCGGCAACUCUGGCGGUGCUUUCGGUCUCCUGUUCCCCCUCAUGGUUCUCGCCGUCCUCUGCGGUAUCGGCUGCACCACCGCCGCUUCCCGCUGCACCUGGGCCUUUGCUCGUGACGGUGCCAUUCCCGGCUCCCGCUGGUGGAAGGAGGUCAACCACAAGCUCGACGUUCCCCUGAACGCCAUGAUGCUCUCGAUGGCUGUCCAGAUCAUCCUCGGUGUCAUCUACUUCGGUUCCAGCGCUGCCUUCAACGCCUUCUCUGGUGUUGGUGUCAUCUGCUUGACCGCCUCCUACGCCGUCCCCAUUGCCAUCAGCCUGUUCGGCGGCCGCACCCACUUGGUCGGCGCGGACUUCAACCUUGGCGCUUUCGGUGCCUUUGCCAACGUUGUUGCUCUUGCCUGGUCUCUCCUCGCCAUGCCUCUGUUCUGCAUGCCCACCUUCGUCCCCGUCACUCCUACCACCAUCAACUACGCCCCUGCCGUCUUCGUCGCCGCUUGCCUCAUCUCCGGUAUCUGGUACUUCGCCUGGGGCCGCAAGAACUACGCCGGUCCCCCGUCCGAGGAGGUCCAGAACUAG
Molecule: messenger RNA, 1599 nt
Organism: Colletotrichum siamense
Lineage: Eukaryota; Fungi; Ascomycota; Sordariomycetes; Glomerellales; Glomerellaceae
Product: putative amino-acid permease
Exons: 5
Coding region: 1-1599 (532 amino acids)
Biological process (GO): transmembrane transport; amino acid transport
Cellular component (GO): membrane
Molecular function (GO): transmembrane transporter activity
Source: RefSeq, a predicted model, not a curated record